Messenger RNA from Gekko japonicus, 1205 nucleotides. RefSeq names its product centromere protein U (gene CENPU). The record is from RefSeq and is a predicted model, not a curated record. The coding region runs from base 125 to 1186 and encodes 353 amino acids. The transcript has 12 exons. Gene Ontology annotation, cellular component: nucleus. Lineage: Eukaryota; Metazoa; Chordata; Lepidosauria; Squamata; Gekkonidae.
GCAGGCUGGACGGUUCGAGGCGAGCUCCCCCCACCCUUGCUCCGGCUUGCGGAAUUUCCCCUCCUUGUCGCCGGUAUCGGGGCGGCCUCUUCAGGCAGCCGAGCGAGAGGCCAGUAGUAAUAAGAUGUCAAAGAAAAAACCACAACAAGAAUCAAGAAAGAAACCAGGAGGAUGUAAAACCAAGUUGCGAACUCAUGAUAAAUGGCUUCCUCCUAAAAUGCCAGAUGUAUCAAGAAUUUUGAAGGUUCCUGGAAAUGAAGAAGAGGAGUCUGAUGAGAUGUUUGAUCUACCCUUGCAUAGUACUGCUGUGUCUAUUUAUGAAGAUGAAGAAGUAGAAAAAGACCAGUAUUCAGAACAUGAUGAGUCCAUCGGCAGUUCAUCUGAUAACAGUAAACUUGAUGCUCCUGUGACCAUCAGUAAGGUAGCAAAGCGAGGUCACAAACAGAAAAGCAACAAUCAGCUUCCCAUAAAAUCAAGGCGAGUGAUGAGAGAAGAUUCUGAACCAGAACUGGUAGAAGAGAAUAUGAUGCCUAGAAUGACUGCUAAAUCCCCUGUGCAGCAAGAGGAGGGAUCUUCGCCAGAGAUGAAGGCACAGAACAUUGAUCCAGAUGGUGAUACCACAUAUUCAAUAAAGAUUUGGCACCCCAAUGGGUUUUCCAGGCGUGUCACAGAAUCGGAUGUUAUUCUGGAUGAGUUUGAGAAAAUAACAGCCCAGUACAAACAGGGAGUGGAGAUGAAAAUAUGUAGGAAAGCUAUUGAUAGCUUUUAUAUUGGUUUCAGAGACCAGCUCAUCAAUACUAGCACAGGAGCUGAGGAAUUCAGGAAAACAAAGUUGAAAAGAAUAAAGAUGGUUGGAAAGAUAAAUAAGAAAAGGCUUCGUUUGAUAGAAGUUAAAGAAGAACUAAUUAGAACUGAACCACAGCUGAAGAAAUUGCAAAGAGAAUGCGUUGAACUAAAAGAGAAAAUAUCAUCUCUCAGAAAUGCAAGACAGUUACUAAAAAAUUUAAAGGACCUACAACAUGAAUAUGUCUGUAACCAGAAGAAAAAUCCACAAGGAAAAGUAGUUUAUGGAGUUCACAGCCUUCCUGCCCUCUUGGUGGAAUCACGAAGGAUUUUAGGAGCGGAAAGUCACUUUCGAAAUAUAAACUCAAAAUUACAACAAAUGUUGGAUUUACAGAGCAAAUAGAGAAAAAUGAAAUACAAAC